AUGCUGCGCUUUUUCCGAGGUGGCAGGGUGAUGGCGGGCCUUGUCACGCGCAGUCUGCAGCGCUCCUCGGUAAACCCCGCGCUAGGCCGGAUCAAGUGGGUCCCGUACGUAUUCUUUAGCUGCAAUGACGCCGGCGGCGAUGUGAAACUCGGAUCUUCACUCAACCUUCAAGACAACCCGCACACGCCGCCGUCGCAGUCGUCCCCUUCUAACAACGGACCAGAGCCCUUCCUGUCUCCGCCGAGUCAUGGGUGCCACUUUUGCGCUGUCAACCAACUUCGAACCUUUUGCAAACCAAGGAAUGCCAGCGAACCGGCGUGUCAAAACUCCCAGUGGCAUUUAGAGAACGACGAACCCACCAAAGCACCACUAUAA
Colletotrichum lupini is the source of this 375-nucleotide messenger RNA. RefSeq lists its product as uncharacterized. Lineage: Eukaryota; Fungi; Ascomycota; Sordariomycetes; Glomerellales; Glomerellaceae. The transcript is spliced from 3 exons. The record is from RefSeq and is a predicted model, not a curated record. The coding region runs from base 1 to 375 and encodes 124 amino acids.